This is a messenger RNA of Eimeria mitis, 288 nucleotides long. RefSeq lists its product as uncharacterized. The record is from RefSeq and is a predicted model, not a curated record. Lineage: Eukaryota; Apicomplexa; Conoidasida; Eucoccidiorida; Eimeriidae. The transcript has a single exon. The coding region runs from base 1 to 288 and encodes 95 amino acids.
AUGCAUAUAACCACUGCUGUUGCUGCCCGUCAGCAGCAGCAGCAGCAGCAGCAGCAACAGCAGCAGGUCUUGCAGCAGCAGCAGCAAGCCUUGCAGAAGCAGCAGCAGCAAGCUCUGCAGCAGCAGAAGCAGCAGCAGCAGCAGCAAGCCUUGCAGCAGCAGCAGCAGCAGAAGCAGCAGCAGCAGCAGCAGCAGCAAGCCUUGCAGCAGCAGCAGCAGCAGAAGCAGCAGCAGCAAGCCUUGCAACAGCAGCAGCGGCAGAAGCAGCAGCAGCAGCAGAAUCCUUAG